This is a messenger RNA of Zophobas morio, 1324 nucleotides long. RefSeq lists its product as uncharacterized. The record is from RefSeq and is a predicted model, not a curated record. The coding region runs from base 47 to 1252 and encodes 401 amino acids. The transcript has a single exon. Lineage: Eukaryota; Metazoa; Arthropoda; Insecta; Coleoptera; Tenebrionidae.
UAACAUUUAUAACGUGAGAUUCUUAGUACUCACGUCGACACAAAAAAUGGCUCCGUACGAAAUAAAAAAAUUGAACGACCUCCUCGACUCCGAAGUCGUUAGUGCCUCAAUCACAAAUUUGACUUCCGCCGGUGACAACUACGCGAGUGCGAUUUUCUCGGUAGACGCCACCCUCGAAGACGAUCAGUCGAUUCGGGCUGUCGCUAAAAUGAUACCUCAGAACGAUUUUAUUCGACGACUUUUCCGAAGCGAGAAGACUUUCCGGAACGAAGUCGGCUACUAUAGAACCAUAGCGCCGUGUUUGAGGAAGUUCCAAGAGGAGCGAGGACUAAGCGGCUUAUUGAGCUCCUACCCCGAUUUCUACAACGCGAGGUUCAGUUUGCAACCCUCGAGCGACCAAGUGGACAACGACGCGGUUUUACUCAUCAAAAAUAUAAAAACCGACGGUUUUACCAUCAUGGAUCGAAAAGUGGGGUUCGAUUUUGACCAGAGUAAACUGAUUUUGGAUAAAAUGGCCGAGUUGCAUGCAACUGUGAGUGCGUUGAAGACCGUCAAACCCGAUGUUUUUGACAAGGAAUUGGGGGAGUUUUUUGACGAGUUUGACAUGUAUGAGAGUAAGCCGGAAAGCGUGGAGCAGCUUAUUAAUUCGUUGGUCGACAUAUUGGUAGACGACGAGUUUUGUGUUCAAAAUAUGGCAAAAAUCCGAGAGACGCUUCACUCGAAUUCAAGAUUCGCAGCUUCCAAAAAUCGUAAAGAAUUUCAAAAUACUCCCUACGUGAGUCUGGUUCACACUGACAUGUGGACGAACAACAUAAUGGUGAAAGUCGUGGAUGGCAAAACCGUUGAUGUUAAAUUCGUGGAUUACCAAAUCUACGAGUACUCGUCGCUGACAAGAGACGUCGUUUUCUUUUUGUUUAGUAGUGUCCAGCUGCCCGUUUUGGAAAAACAGUUGGAUGAUCUUUUACUUCACUAUUUUGAGAGUUUCGUGAAGUGGUUGGAAAAAUUAAACAGCGACACGUCGGUUUUUACGUUUGAAGGUUUCCUGAGGGAGAUGGGAUCAGUGGUGAAACAGGUUGAAUUUAUCCAUAUUUUGUUGAUGAUGAAGCCCAUGUUUGCCCUGGAUAAAGACACAAAAGAGGUGGAUAAUCUACAACGGGAUGAUUUCUUGAAUGGCAUGAAAGAAUUAGCGGAAGGGUGCAAGCCGAAGGUCUCUUUCGUCGUCAGAGAAUUAAUGAGAAGAGGCUGGAUCUAGGUCCUUUGAGAAUUAGUUGUACAAAUAAUAAUAAAUCUGUCCAUCUUUGUUAAAUAAAUAAUAUAAUUCUUA